This is a messenger RNA of Dothidotthia symphoricarpi CBS 119687, 6001 nucleotides long. RefSeq names its product fatty acid synthase subunit alpha reductase. The record is from RefSeq and is a predicted model, not a curated record. Gene Ontology annotation, molecular function: 3-oxoacyl-[acyl-carrier-protein] reductase (NADPH) activity; holo-[acyl-carrier-protein] synthase activity; magnesium ion binding. NCBI's taxonomy places the organism in Eukaryota, Fungi, Ascomycota, Dothideomycetes, Pleosporales, Dothidotthiaceae. Gene Ontology annotation, cellular component: fatty acid synthase complex. Gene Ontology annotation, biological process: long-chain fatty acid biosynthetic process. Bases 314 to 5896 code for a protein of 1860 amino acids. The transcript is spliced from 3 exons.
CCCCUCUUCCCUUCGCGCGAGUGAUAAACAGUCAAUGCGUUGGUGUCGUGUUCCUCCAACUCCCGCUCCUCUGUCCUGCACUUUUCGACAUAAUCUUUCACGCCCCGGGGAAAUCUUCACCAUUCCCCGAGCCCUCACAUCACUUGUCCUUAGACACACUACCUAAUAGCGGCGCCUCGCUCCUCUUCCCCGAGCCACCGCUUCUUUCUGCCAAGAUACCCUCCUUCCCGUUUGCAAUAGAGAUACCCACUGAGCUCAAUUGAGGCUCAUUACACACUCUCUUACACCUGCUGCCCCGCCGACACACCCCACCAUGCGUCCCGAGAUCGAGCAGGAGCUCGCCCACACGCUGCUCGUCGAGCUGCUUGCAUACCAGUUCGCCUCGCCUGUGAGGUGGAUUGAGACGCAAGAUGUCGUGCUCGGCGAAAAGACCACCGAGCGCAUUGUCGAAAUUGGCCCUGCAGACACGCUGGGUGUGAUGGCAAAGCGGACACUGGCCUCCAAGUACGAAGCACACGACGCCGCGCUCUCGGUGCAACGGCAAAUUCUGUGCUACAACAAAGACGCAAAAGACAUCUACUACGAUGUGGACCCCGUAGAGGAGGAGCCAGAGCCUGCUGCGGGCGGUGGUGGAGGCGCCCCGGCAGCAUCUUCCACACCUGCAGCGGCAGCACCAGUUGCCGCAGCUCCUCCGCCUGGCGCAGGACCAGCAGCCCAGGUGCCAGAUGCGCCAGUCACAGCAACCGACAUCCUGCGGGCGUUGGUGGCCCAGAAGCUGAAAAAGCCACUCAUGGACAUCCCCCUGGCGAAGGCCAUCAAAGAUUUGGUCGGAGGCAAGUCUACGCUCCAAAACGAGAUUCUCGGAGACCUGGGCAAGGAAUUCGGCUCCACCCCCGAGAAGCCGGAAGACACGCCCCUCGACGAGCUGGGUGCUUCGAUGCAGGCUACCUUCAAUGGUCAGCUUGGAAAGCAAUCCUCUUCGCUCAUUGCCCGCAUGGUCUCCUCGAAGAUGCCUGGUGGCUUCAACAUCACUGCGGUGCGGAAACACUUGGAGACUCGAUGGGGCCUCGCACAAGGACGCCAAGACGCACUCUUGCUGCUCGCCAUCACCAACGAGCCUGCAGCGCGUCUGGGUUCAGAGGCCGACGGAAAGGCGUUCCUCGACGAGCAGGCGAACAAAUAUGCUGCGAUUGCUGGUGUCAACCUGUCUGCUCCAGUGGCAGCAGGCGGCGACGCAGGUGCUGGCGGCGGCAUGAUGAUGGACCCCGCUGCCAUCGACGCGCUGACCAAGGACCAGCGCCAACUCUUCAAGCAGCAGCUAGAGCUCUAUGCGAGGUAUCUGAAGAUCGACCUGCGCGCUGGAGACAAGUCCUUUGUCGACUCACAAAAGGCUCAGUCUGCGCUUCAGGCCCAAUUGGACCUGUGGACUACCGAGCACGGCGAGUUCUACGCUUCUGGAAUUGAACCGCAGUUCACCCCGCUCAAGGCGCGAGUCUACGAUUCGUCGUGGAAUUGGGCACGUCAGGACGCUCUCACCAUGUACUACGACAUCAUCUUUGGCAAGCUCAAGGCUGUGGAUCGUGAGAUCGUGAGCCGCUGCAUUGCCAUCAUGAACCGAUCAAACCCACUCCUUCUCGACUUCAUGCAGUACCAUAUGGAUCACUGCCCCACCGAGCGCGGCGAGACAUACGAGCUUGCAAAGGAGCUCGGACAGCAGCUCAUCGACAACUGCAAGGAUGUUCUCAACGAGGCCCCUGUCUAUAAGGAUGUUGCUGUACCUACUGCACCACAUCUCGAGAUCGAUGCUAAGGGAAAUAUGAACUACGAAGAGGCCCCCAGAGCGAGCGUUCGCAAGCUGGAGCACUACGUACGUGAGAUGGCUGAAGGAGGAAAACUCUCCGAGUACGGCAACCGCACCAAGGUUCAGAACGACCUCCAGCGCAUCUACAAGCUCAUCAAGCAGCAGCACAAGCUCUCAAAAUCAUCGCAACUGCAAAUCAAGAGCUUGUACAGCAACGUGAUUCGGUCUUUGUCUAUGAACGAAGGCCAGAUCAUGCCAAACGAGAACAGCAAGACACCAAACGGUAAGAAAGGACGUAACGGCCGAGCUGCUCCAAUGAAGGAGGGCAAGGUCGAAACUAUUCCCUUCCUCCAUUUGAAGAGGAAAGACGAUCACGGCUGGGAAUACAGCAAGAAGCUGACAGGUGUCUACCUCGACUGUCUUGAGAACGCUGCCAAGUCUGGUGUCACAUUCCAGGGCAAGCAUGCUCUCAUGACUGGUGCCGGUGCCGGUUCAAUUGGUGCUCAGGUCCUCCAGGGUCUGAUCAGCGGUGGUGCCAAGGUCGUCGUCACUACUUCUCGAUUCUCUCGUGGGGUCACCGAGUACUACCAGUCCAUGUACACACGUUACGGUGCUCGCGGCUCCCAGCUCAUCGUCGUGCCUUUCAACCAAGGCAGCAACCAAGAUGUCGAGGCUUUGGUGGAAUACAUCUUCGACACGAAGAAGGGUCUAGGGUGGGAUCUGGAUCUCGUCAUUCCCUUCGCUGCCAUUCCUGAAAACGGCCGUGAAAUCGACAACAUCGAUUCCAAGUCCGAACUUGCCCACCGCAUCAUGCUGACCAAUCUUCUUCGCAUGUUGGGUGCUAUCAAGAAGCACAAGCAGACUCAUGGCUAUGAAACUCGCCCGGCCCAGGUCAUCCUGCCUUUGUCUCCCAACCACGGUACUUUCGGUAACGAUGGCUUGUACUCCGAGUCGAAGAUGUCUCUCGAGACACUAUUCUCAAGAUGGCAUUCGGAGAGCUGGAGCAACUACCUCACAAUUUGCGGUGCUGUCAUCGGCUGGACUCGUGGCACAGGUCUCAUGGGCGCCAACAACGUUGUCGCUGAGGGCAUCGAGAAGUAUGGUGUGCGCACUUUCUCUCAGCAAGAGAUGGCUUUCAACUUGCUUGGUCUCAUGGCUCCACCAAUCGUCAACCUCUGCCAAAUUGAGCCUGUAUGGGCUGACUUGAACGGUGGUUUCCAGUACAUCCCUAACCUCAAGGACCUCAUGACCGAUCUUCGCAAGGACCUCACAGAGACAAGUGACGUUCGCAGGGCUGUCAUUAAGGAGAACGCCAUCGAGAACAAGAUCAUCAAUGGUGAGGCAAGCGAGGCCUUGUAUCAGAAGGCCAAGAUCGAGCCAAGAGCCAACAUGAAGUUCGACUUCCCUAAGCUGCCUGACUGGGACACUGAGGUCAAGCCUCUCAACGACGAUCUCAAGGGUAUGGUGGACCUCGAAAAGGUUGUUGUUGUGACUGGUUUUGCUGAGGUAGGUCCAUGGGGUAACUCCAGGACACGUUGGGAGAUGGAAGCCUACGGCGAGUUCUCGCUAGAAGGCUGCGUCGAGAUGGCCUGGAUUAUGGGCUUGAUCAAGAAUCACAAUGGCCCGCUCAAGGGAAAGACUUACUCUGGCUGGGUGGAUGCCAAGACCGGCGAGCCAGUCGACGACAAGGACAUCAAGCCAAAGUACGAGAAGUACAUCCUGGACCAUUCCGGCAUUCGUCUCAUCGAGCCGGAGUUGUUCCACGGCUACGACCCCAAGAAGAAGCAGCUCAUGCAGGAGAUCCAGAUCGAGGAGGACCUCGAUCCCUUUGAGGCCUCCAAGGAGCUUGCAGAUGAAUUCAAGCGACAGCAUGGUGACAAGGUUGAGAUCUUCGCCAUCGAGGACUCCGGAGAAUUCACUGUUCGAAUGAAGAAGGGCGCGACUCUUCUCAUCCCUAAGGCUCUGCGAUUCGAUCGCCUUGUUGCUGGUCAGAUACCAACAGGCUGGGAUGCGAAGAAGUACGGUAUUCCCGAGGACAUCAUCUCUCAGGUCGACCCCGUCACUCUUUUCGUGCUCGUUUCAACAGCAGAGUGUCUUCUUUCCAGCGGUAUCACCGAUCCAUAUGAGUUCUACCAGUAUGUUCACCUUUCUGAGGUCGGUAACUGCGUUGGUUCUGGUAUCGGUGGUACUACUGCGUUGCGGGGCAUGUACAAGGAUCGCUUCCUUGACAGGCCUGUCCAGAAGGAUAUCCUGCAGGAGUCUUUCAUCAAUACCAUGAGCGCCUGGGUAAACAUGUUGCUCAUGUCGUCCACUGGUCCCAUCAAGACUCCUGUCGGUGCUUGUGCCACGGCUGUCGAGUCGAUUGAUAUCGGUUACGACACGAUUGUCGAAGGCAAGGCUCGCGUCUGCUUCGUCGGUGGUUUCGAUGACUUCCAGGAGGAAGGCUCCUACGAGUUUGCCAACAUGAAGGCUACUAGCAACGCUGAAGAUGAAAUCAAGCAUGGCCGCACUCCUGCGGAGAUGUCUCGUCCGACCACGACCACCAGGAACGGUUUCAUGGAAUCCCAAGGUUGCGGUAUGCAAGUCAUCAUGGAUGCCAAGCUGGCGCUGGAUAUGGGGUUGCCAAUCUACGGUAUCCUUGGUUUCACCGCCACGGCUACCGACAAGAUCGGUCGCUCAGUGCCUGCUCCGGGUAAGGGUGUCUUGACAACUGCGCGUGAGACACCUUCCAAGUUCCCAUCGCCUCUGCUGGACAUCAAGUACAGAAGGCGACAGAUGGAUCUGCGCCGGAAGCAAAUCAAGCAGUGGCAGGAGUCCGAGGUGAUGUAUCUUCAAGAAGAGCUUGCAGCUAUGAAGGAAGCUACUAGUGAAGACUUCAACGAAGCCGACUAUCUCCAGGAGCGUGCCGCCAAUAUUGAGCUUGAAGCCAAGCGACAGGAGAAGGAAGCUCUCAACAGUCUUGGAAACAACUUCUGGAAGAAGGAUCCUCGCAUUGCACCCCUCCGCGGUGCCCUCGCUACAUGGGGCCUGACUAUUGACGACCUCGACGUAGCUUCGUUCCACGGUACCUCCACCGUCGCCAACGACAAGAACGAGUCGGAUGUCAUCUGCCACCAGAUGCGCCAUCUCGGUCGCAAGAAGGGUAACGCUCUGCUCGGUAUCUUCCAGAAGUACCUCACUGGUCACCCCAAGGGUGCUGCUGGUGCCUGGAUGUUCAACGGUUGCUUGCAAGUGCUGAACACUGGUCUUGUACCAGGUAACCGCAACGCCGACAACGUUGACAAGAUCAUGGAGCAGUUUGACUACAUCGUCUACCCCUCUCAAGCUAUCCAGACCGACGGCAUCAAGGCUUUCUCCGUCACCUCUUUUGGUUUCGGUCAGAAGGGCGCGCAAGCUAUCGGUAUUCACCCCAAGUACCUUUACGCUGCGCUUGACCCUGCCCAGUUUGCCUCCUACAAGCUGAAGGUCGAGGCUCGCCAGAAGAAGGCCUACAGGUACUUCCACGAUGGUCUCAUCAACAACACCAUGUUCCGAGCCAAGGACAAGGCGCCCUAUGAUGAUGACAAGAUGCAAGAGGUCUUCCUCAACCCCCGAGCACGCGUUGUUGUCGACAAGAAGACGGCCACAUACUCCUACUCCAACAAGCCGGCUCCGACUCCCAAGAAGGACAAGAAGGCAGAGGAGACAACGAAGAUGCUUGAGUCCCUUACUCAAGCCACCACUUCUGCCAACACAAAGGUCGGCGUCGACGUCGAAAGCAUCACCGCUAUCAACAUCGACAACGACACAUUCAUCGAGCGCAACUUCACAAGUCAGGAGAUUGCGUACUGCCAGAAAGCUCCCAAUCCCCAGGCUAGCUUCACGGGCAAAUGGUCCGCCAAGGAAGCUGUUUUCAAGUCGCUGGGUGUGAAGGGCGAGGGCGCGGGUGCUUCUCUGAAAGAUAUUGAGAUCGUCAAUGACGAGACUGGCGCGCCGACUGUCAAGCUUCACGGCCACGCCCAAGAAGAAGGCAAGCGCGUCGGUGUCAAGACAAUCAAUAUCAGUAUCAGCCAUUCAGACGAACAAGCCGUGUCUGUCGCUAUUGCGCAGUUCUAGGCCAGUCACCUAGGGGGGCGAAAUGAAAGUCGAGGUUUUUCUAUGAUGAUGGCUUGAAUGGGUAUAUAUUCUGGAACGGAGAGCUAAAAGCCUAUAUAUGCUGGG